AUGGCACCAGCCAGAACAGGAUUCUGCCCUUUGCUGCUGCUGCUACUCCUGCUGCUGGGGCUGUGGGUGGCCAAGGUCCCAGUCAGUGCCAAGCCCAGGCACAUGACUUCAUCCCAGUGGUUUGAAAUUCAGCACGUGCAGCCCCACCCUCGGGCUUGCAACUCAGCAAUGGGCAACAUCAACAAGCACACAAAACAUUGCAAAGACCGCAACACCUUCCUGCAUGAAUCCUUCUCCCGUGUGGCCACCACCUGCCAGACCCCCAAAAUAGCCUGUAAGAAUGGCCAUAAGAACUGCCACCAGAGCCGUGGGCCCGUGUCCCUAACCUUGUGUGAGCGCACCUCAGGGAAGUACCCAAACUGCAGGUACAAAGAGAAGCACCUGAACAAGUCUUACAUAGUGGCCUGUGACUCUCCCCAAAAAAGAGACUCUCAGCCAUUCCCACUGGUUCCGGUGCACUUGGACAAAGUCCUUUAG
Molecule: messenger RNA, 477 nt
Organism: Otolemur garnettii (small-eared galago)
Lineage: Eukaryota; Metazoa; Chordata; Mammalia; Primates; Galagidae
Product: ribonuclease 7
Exons: 1
Coding region: 1-477 (158 amino acids)
Biological process (GO): defense response to Gram-negative bacterium; innate immune response; defense response to fungus
Molecular function (GO): RNA nuclease activity; nucleic acid binding
Source: RefSeq, a predicted model, not a curated record